AUGUGCGCAUGGGAGAAAUCUGCAAUAGUUCCUUCCAUUUGGCGAGUUGCUGUCAGUUACAAAAAGGGGAUUGUGUGUAUUUAUUCAUUUAAACCGUCGGAUGUUUCUUCAACUGCAAGCAUCUUACAGUUGAUCCGCUUUUAUGCUCAUGAGGCGGAUAUCUGUCAUAUUGUAUCCCGCUCAAGUGCUUCUGCAUCACCGUCAGAUCCUGAGAUUCUUACAUGUGGACGUGAUCAGAUGGUUAAGGUAUGGAAUGUCACCACUUCAGAAUGCACUUCAUCUUACCAAGUUCCCGGUGAAUUACGUCAACAAUGUGGAAAUGCUGGACGACAUAACGAGAGAAGUGAACAAAAUGGAGCUCCAUGGAUAUCUGCUUGCUACACACCAGGAAGUGAUUCUUCAGUGAAUGUUUUAUUCUCAAGUGUACGAGGUGGAUUAUUUUACUGGGAUUGCAAAGGAACGCCUAGCUGUAUGUCGCUUGACAGUCAAGGACAUUCUAUGCUAAUUUUCUCAAUGCACUACUUUCUUAAUUCACCAGGACUGGUAAUCACUUUGAGUCAAGAUAGAUUUUUGAUUGUUUGGCAGUUGGUGGAAGGAUCUAACCUGUCAGUGGUCCUUAAAGUACCUACAAUGUCUGCAGGUGUUUGCUCUUUAGCUCAAUCUGAAUUUAGCAAUGGUCCCUUAGUUGCAGGUCUUUCAGACGGUUCCAUCAUAUUUUGGAAGUUUCCUGCACCAGAAUUGUUUGGCGAAAGAAAUUUUUCUGAUAAUCAAAACAGAGAAACAAAGUUUGUUUCAAUAUCACCUCGAGGAUGCAAAUCAUCUUCGAUAACCACGCUGUCUUGUCAUCCUUUACCGCAGUUUGAGAAUGUUAUUGCUUAUGGCACUGAAUCAGGUUGUGUGGAGAUUGUAGAUAUUAAUAAGCUACGAAGAAUGAAAUCACAAAAGCGUGAACCGCAGCUGUAUGCAUUUGGUUCAACUGUGUAUCGAGUUGCCUGGGGGCCUUUACUAUUUUCUGAUAUAUAUCGUAGAAAGGCAAAUGAAAGUGAAGAGAGAGCUAGCGAGAUUAAUCAUUCGAAAUCUGAUAAUUCUAGCAUUUCAACAACGCAUAUAAUUGCACAAGAAGAUGAGAAUUCCACCGAGGAUAACGAAGCCUCAUCUAAGGUUUCUUUCUACGUUUACAGCAUAAGUAAGGGUAAAAUUUACUGUCAUUUUGGAUGCAGUCGUCCACCAAUUGAUGUUAGCACAAAAUUCCCCCGUUUUCCGGGUACUACAGAUGAAGACUGGAAAGCAUUGAUCCGUAGUGAGAUAUCAUUCCGUCUUGUCAGUAAAUCUGAACUACCGGGUGUCGAUCUAAUUGCUGAUACUUUUAGCUGUUUAGUAGCUGUUGGUUAUCGUUCAGGUGAAGUUGACAUUUAUGGUUUCUUACGUUCAAACUCAUCAAAUUGUGAGGAGGAGGUGAGGGAGAAGGAGUCUAGACGACUUGUCUUUAUUUGUCGUAUUGUGAAUCAUUCGAAGUGUGUUAACUGUUUAACUUGGUCACGAGAUCAUUACUGGUUGGCUGUAGGUUCCAAUGAAACCUUUAUCACUGUCACAGAUGUCAAAAUUCAAUUAAUCAACUACCUUAAUCAAGGCGAAUACUGUAAGCUGCCGAUUGAACUGUCUACUAGUUUAGCUCGUUUAGAAGGACAUUACAACAGAAUCACAUGUCUAGAUUGGUCUCCACACGAUCCAUUUCUCUUAUUAUCUGCUUCCUUUGACGGUACAGCUAAUGUUUGGAGAAUUCAUCCUGAAAAUAUUGAAAAAGAUAAUUUUUCAAUCUCUAAUUUUCGUGCACUUCGUUCACGUCAUUUUGCUUGUCUAUGGAGUCGUCAAGAGCCUGAUCUUGCAUUCAGUGGUGGUGAAUUAUGUCAUUUAUUCGGUUGGCAACCCUCCGAACAACUCUUCAGUCAACCACCGCACACUCGCCGACAUCGUCCACCCACUGUUAAAAAACUUGUAAAUGAUCAAGAAGCACCGUCCAACGGAGAUAUUUUGUGUUGUGAGCCUGUUCCAACAGAAACAGAAUCCCUUCCUGAUUCUAAAGCACUAAAUGACGAAGAGUUAGAACAAAAGAAAGUAAUAAUAAAAUCGAAUGACAUCCUACCUAAUGGUACUUCUCAUCAAGAAAUGUCUAUUCCACGACAGUGUAAUUCGUCUCGGAAAGUAAAUUCUGCUGGCAUUCGUGAUAGAAGGAAAAGACCUGCUCUUUUUCCUAAUUUAUUCAAUUUUAUGAAUGCUAAUACUAAUAAUUGUGAAUUAGAUUUAGAUAACUCUCCACCCAUUCAACUAGGAUGUUUUCUUUCACAAAUUUUAAAUGCUUCAAAUUUCGUAAGUGAACAAAUGAAUGACAAACAAGUACAAAUUGAUUUGUUACUUCUACUCCCACAAGCUCGUAUGACUCGUGCACGCCUUUUAAAAUAUCUGAAUAUGGAGGCGUCUGGUCACUUGAAGUCAUUUCAUUCUCAACAAAGACCUAACAGUCUUGUGCAUUUGGAUGCAUAUUGUAUUAUAUUAUUAUGGAUAGGUCAUGUGGUCACGGUGGCAUCUAUUAUGUCUUCAGAAGAUCAUAUGCCUUUUUGGCUAUUGUAUGCAGUUCAACUAUCGUUUUCUUCAGAUGGAUCUUCUGGAAGUGUGGAGUUUGAUUUACUAGGUGAAAAGGUGAGUGAUUUACAUAUUUAAACGAGAAAUACAAUCAAAACACUCAUAGACGAAUAUGCAUUUAUACUUUUCAGAUUUUCACCGUUUAACUUCUUUGAAAUGUGUAAAUUUCAGCCAGACACUAAGCAGUUACAAGCGACAUUAUCUCUCUAGUUACAAGCAAAGCAAAUGACGAAGUUCAAUAGGAAAACUUCAGCGGGACCAAACUAAUCCUCAGACUAAAUCAAGUGACUGAAACUCAGCACGCAUACAGAGGGCCAGUUUCGCAUAUGCCAGCUUACACCGUCUCUGGUGUAGACGUGAUAUCCGGCUAUCGACCAAACGAUGUAUGUACUGCUCAGUAGUCCGCUCCGUUGUCGUUUAUGGCUGUGAGACCUGGUCAUUGAAAGUGGAAGGCAUGAAAAGCACGGCUAGCUGUCUUUGAUCAUAGGUGUCUGCGUUCUACCU
This is a messenger RNA of Trichobilharzia szidati, 3144 nucleotides long. The record is from the annotation of a GenBank genome assembly. NCBI's taxonomy places the organism in Eukaryota, Metazoa, Platyhelminthes, Trematoda, Strigeidida, Schistosomatidae.